Messenger RNA from Spirodela intermedia, 1110 nucleotides. The record is from the annotation of a GenBank genome assembly. Lineage: Eukaryota; Viridiplantae; Streptophyta; Magnoliopsida; Alismatales; Araceae.
AUGGAAUCGCGGUGCCAGGGUCCGUUGUGGGUUUUCUCUCUCCUGUCCGGGAAGUUCUUCGUCCCCUGCUCCUCCCACGAGGACGUGAAGAAGAACGAGAAGAACGUCUUCUGCUUAGACUGCUGUGCUCCCAUAUGCCUCCACUGCCGCCGCCAUCUCCAUCGCGCCCACCGCUUGCUUCAGGUCUGCACUUGUUGCAAGCCUCCGUCGUACGGCGAGGAAGUGGGUUCUUCUUCUCUUCUUCCCCUACGUAUGGAAUAACCGAGUCUGUUCUUCGCGUGAGAAUGCCCCCAGGUUCGUAGAUACGUCUAUCAGGAAGUCGUCCAAGUGGAGGAUUGUGAGGAAUUGUUCGACUGCAGCUCCAUUCAGGUGAUGAUAUUCUGGAUAGUUAAUCAUCUCCGUUAAUCUCUUUCAGCCAAGUUUUUCUUCGCGUAGAUUUCUUCUUUUAUGUGACGAUGCUUCUUCCUCGAUUCGAAUGAAUUCAGGAGUUCGAGAAGAUAACUCCUCUGAUUUCUUCGGUCUUGCGACUAUCUGUGCAGUCGUAUAUAACAAAUAAAGCGAAGGUGGUGUUCCUGAACCAGAGGCCCCAGUCCCGGCCUCUCAAGAGCUCCGGGAGCUGGUGCAUCUCUUGCCAGAGAAAUCUCCAGCGCCCAUACCACUUCUGUUCUCUGGGCUGCAAGGUAUUUCAGUCUCCUCUCUCCACCACUCCGGGCGGAAUGGUUCUUUCCGGAAGCCACUCUUUUGAAUCUUUCCUUCAAAAUUCAGGUGGAGUACUUGGUGCGGUACGAGGGCCACUCGGGGCUGCCUGGUCCCGCGGUGGAAGGCGAGCAGAUGACGCCCAGCGGGGUGCUCGGAGGCGGCGCCUGCCUCCGCGCGUCCUCGGGUUCCAGCGGCGUUUGGGGGGCGUGGCGGGCCCUCUGCAACGCCUCGAACUGCACCGCCACAACCGAGGGCUCCGUCACCAGGAAGAAGAAGCGGACGAGGGGUGCUGCUGCUACAGCCCCUCUCAUCGCUGCGGGAAGAAGCGAUAUACCACGUUCAUCCCGAAAACCCACCCCCUCCCCCUCCUCGAGAAGGAAGGGCGCUCCCAGCCGGAGCCCCUUCUUCUGA